GUUAACUUUUCACUUCAACUGUCUACAUCCUCAACCUGGCUGUCUCCGACACCUGCUUCCUCCUCUGCUCGACUACUUAUCUCAUAGCUUAUGUGGUGGAAUAUCCAUUUUGUGUGAAGGUUGUUUUUAUUUUCAUAAUGUUGCUAUUUAGCAUGCUGGCUCUGUCGACGUACAGCACCAGCCUGUACCUCCUGAUGGCCAUCAGCACUGAGAGGUGUCUCUCCGUCCUCUACCCCAUCUGGCACUGAUGCUGCCGGGCAAAACGCUUGUCUGCCCUUGUCUCUGCCCUGCUCUGGGCUCUCUCCAUGCUGGUGUCCUGUCCAGUGGGUGUUUUUUGUAUUGUUCUUUUAGAUGAAAACUGUGUCAAAUCCUUCCUACCCAUCUUUGUUCUGAAUGUCCUGAUAUUCACUCCCAUCAUGGUUCUGUCCAGUUUGACCCUGUUAAUCAAGGUCCAAUAUAGCUCACAGCAACGUCAGCCAGGAAAGCUCUAUGCUGUUAUCCUGCUCGCCGUCCUCUUCUUCCUCCUCUUCACUGUCCCUCAGAGUGUUCAGAUCUUCCUCUCUUAUCGUAACACACACAAUCCCAGUGAGAUAUUUCAUGUGCUGGCCUCUGCAAGCAGCAGCACCAUCCCAUUUAUUUACUUUCUAGUCGGGAGCUAUGGGAAGUGGCGAUUCUAUGGCUCCAUCAAGAUCUCACUCCAGAGGGUUUCUGAAGAGAAGACAGAUUCCAGAGAAGAUGGAGAGACCACGAGUGCAGAGCCAGUGGAGGCGGUCACUUAA
Messenger RNA from Caretta caretta (loggerhead turtle), 779 nucleotides. Its product is annotated as proto-oncogene Mas-like. Gene Ontology annotation, molecular function: G protein-coupled receptor activity. NCBI's taxonomy places the organism in Eukaryota, Metazoa, Chordata, Testudines, Cheloniidae. The record is from RefSeq and is a predicted model, not a curated record. Gene Ontology annotation, cellular component: plasma membrane. Gene Ontology annotation, biological process: G protein-coupled receptor signaling pathway.